Durusdinium trenchii is the source of this 1389-nucleotide messenger RNA. The record is from the annotation of a GenBank genome assembly. NCBI's taxonomy places the organism in Eukaryota, Dinophyceae, Suessiales, Symbiodiniaceae.
GCACUCGCAAGGCAGUUCCCCGAGCCUCUCAAUGAUGUCUACCGGGUGGAGGCCUUCGUCGGGCAAGGCGCCUUCAGUACUGUUUGGCGUGCCACACACAGAACAUCUGGGCAGGUGCGAGCCAUCAAGAAGAUUGACACCACUGACCUGUCUCCAAGGGAAAUUGCCCAUGAGGUAACUGACUGCAUGAGACGCUUGGCAGUGCUGCUGAUCCCAAGUCUGGUGGCCAGCGAGCGGCCAGCACGAGUGGGGCGGGCACUUCAGCAAGAACUGGAAGACCGAAGCUUAAGAUCUGGGGGCAGAGGACAGCACGGCCUUGAAGGAAAGGUUCCUCACCCAGAUCCCAUUCCAGGAUCCCAGACAUGGCCAUCUGGUUCAGACAAGUGUGGGGCAAGGAAUGCGUAUGAAUGCGGAGAUGGAGAACACUGCUGCUGCAUGUUCGGCUGCAUUUAUGAUGUGGAGAAGGAUGCUUGCAGCGGCUGCGAUCCAUCAGAUCCACUCGUGGCCAAGUUCCAUAUCCCGGCAUCACAUCUUUGGAGGACUUGCAAUAUCAAGAACAGCCAUAAGUGCGGAUCUGCUUGCUGCUGCAAUGCUGGCUAUCAGUGGGGAUUGGAGUCUAGACGCUGUGAAGAGACAAAAGACCUUGCAGAGCUUCCGAAGAGUCUUCCUCAACGCCAGGUGCCGCAAGAAGAUCUUGUCCCAGGCUCACAGACCUGGAUCGAAGCCGGCCUGACUUGCGAGAGUAGGAAUGCCUACAGCUGCAGUGACGGACGUCACUGUUGCUGUCGAUUUGGCUGCCUUUUCAAUGCGGAGCAGGACAGCUGCACGGCUUGCCGUGACGACACUCCCGAGGUGCAAAGCUUCCAUAUCCCAUCGUCGCAUUUGUGGACUGAGAGAAUAGAGGAGGGUUCCUGCACCCCAGAGCAUAGUCACGUCUGUGGCAAGUCCUGCUGUUGUCACGGCCAGUACAGAUGGGAUUUAGAGCAGAGGCAUUGUGUGCGGGCAGGAGUUGUCAAAGCGCCAAGAAGGAUUGGGGUCCUCACUCCUCCCAAGCCCGCACCGAUUGCUGGGUCACAAACUUGGCUCUCUUGUGAGGCCAAGAAUGCAUAUGUCUGCGGCUCCAAUCACUGCUGCUGUAUGUUUGGCUGUGAAUACAAUCUCGAACGAGAUGCUUGCAGCAGCUGCAACGACAAAGACCCAUUGGUGGCCAAGUUUCACAUCCCAGCAUCUCAUCUUUGGACGGCCCGGCGGCAGGAGAAGAAUUGCGAUGCCUCCAACAGCCAUCGUUGUGGGCAAUCUUGCUGCUGCAAUGGGGACUAUGUUUGGGACAUGGAGCUACGAAGGUGCACGCAAGCUGCCCAGGCGGAUGAGACGACCACUGAGUCUUGA